AAGUUUGGGGGGAGGGUUGGUUGAUUUUUUUGUUGUUGUUGUUGUUUCUUUUCAAGGUUUUAUUUUUAAACAAGAUUCAGACUCUGAACUGGAAUAUGGAAAAUGCUGAUUUAGUUUAUUAAGGAAUUAAACCUGCAGGGAUUUUCUUUCCCCCCAGGGUGGUGGAUGUAGGAAUUUUACAUUUUUAGGUUGCCUGAGGAAAGGAAAUUCCUGCUCCCAGCUGGGAAUACCCAAAAUUCCCAAGGAUUUCAGUGCUGCCUUGAGCCAAAAGAAGAAUUCAGGCUUGAAAUUUAAUUUUAACUCCCAAGAGCAUUGGGGAAAACACCUGAAAAAACCUUGAACUUCACAAGAAGGAACUCCAGGAAUUUUUAGGAGUAGAUUCCCAGGAAUCUCCAUGACCCAAAAUCUGAUUUUUGAAGGUUCAAAAGUGAAUUUGAUGGAAGAAGGGGAGGGAACCCUGCACUUAAUUCUUAUUUUAUUCCCUUUAUCCUGCAGUCAAAAAGAAAAAAACAAAAAUCAUUAAUAUGAGAACCCAAUUUUUCCUCUCUUUGUUUUAGAUCUGGGGAAAAAAAAAAAAAAUCCUGGCAAAAUUCACUAGUUGUUUGUGUGAGUAAAAGGUUCCAAAUGUUUCUUCUUCACCAAUUUCAUUCAGUUUUGUCCUCCCCAAAAAGUCAGAAAUGUCAGGGGGGUAAAAUUGAUUUUUAUUUGGAUUUGAGCUGGUUUGGUUGCAGGUUGUGUGGGGGGAAAAAAAAAAAAAAACUAAAAAUGAAGAUUCACAUGAAAAAAAUGCUGAAUAAAAUCGAUUUUUGAUGGCACCAAACCCCCCCAAUCAGCUGAAUGACAAAAUUGGAAUAAUUGAUGGAAAACUCAAGGAAUUCCUGACCCAAAAUCCCAAUUCCUGCUUUUCCUUGGAUGAGGAAAAAUCCAUCCCCUCUCCCCACCAUCCCCCAUCCAAAAUUCCACAAAUAAUUUCAUUUUCCUCCCUCAGUAACAAAUUUCCCUGUGGUUUAAGGUGGGAAAUGAGCCAAAAAUUCUGAUUUUUUUGUUGGUUUUCUCCUUGUUUUGGGGUGUGUAUAAACACCUGUGUGGGUUUAUACACACAAAAUUUGGGGUUACUUCUUUUUUUUUUUUUAAUUUUAUUUUUUACUGUACAGGUUAUAAAGUCGGGGAAAGGUUUUUGUGUUUUCUUAAUAGGUGAAGAAAUCUCAGAAGACCUGAAAUUGCAGCUUACUGAAUUAAAUAAAUAAAAAAAAAAUAAAAAAAAAAAAAAAAAUAGAAAUUUCCCCAGCUGUGGAAGAUGGAGCCUCAUUUUUGCAGCCACUUUGAAUCCUGAGUUCAUCUUAAAAAAAAAAAAGGAGCUGGGGAUUUAAAAAAAAAAAAUUUUGUUAUUUUUGUUUUUUAUUUUUAUUGGAAGAGCUAAAAUCUCCCUGGCUGUCUCCAGUGUGCCACUUUUACCAUGGACUGAUUCCUCCAUUAGUUGUCAGAUUGUUCUGAGAGCACCUCAGAGUUUGGAAUUGUUGGCUGAGAAUUGUCAGGAGGAAAAAAAAAAUCAAAACAAAAAAAACAAAAAUUCUUUGUGCCCCUUUGUUAUUCAUUGACGGAAUCCUUCGGCCUACAGGAGGGAAGUGCAUGGCUGGGAAGAUCAAAAUCUGUGCUCAACGUGGCCAGGGUUACUUUUAAAAGAAGCUCUCACUAAGCUGAGAAGGCUCUGAAGCUGUGGCCAGGCUGGGCAGAGCCAGGAUCCUGCAGCAUGUCCAGCCAGGGUGACGACUGCUACUUCUACUUCUACUCCACCUGCACCAAGGGAGACUCCUGUUCCUUCCGGCACUGCGAGGCGGCGCUGGGCAGCGAGACCGUGUGCACCCUGUGGCAGGAGGGCCGGUGCUUCAGGAAUGUCUGCAGGUUCAGGCACAUGGAAAUCGAUAAAAAGCGGAGUGAGAUCGCCUGUUACUGGGAGAACCAACCUGGAGGCUGCCAGAAGCACAACUGCGCUUUCCACCACACCAAGGGGCGCUACGUGGACGGGCUCUUCCUUCCCCCCAGCAAAACCACUCUUCCAAGCCCCCCUGAGGCUGCAGAGGACGAGGUGAAAAUGGUGCAGCUGCAGCAGAACAAACUCUCCGUUCAAUCCAACCCCUCCCCUCAGCUCAGGGGGGUGAUGAAAGUGGAAAAUUCCGAGAAUGUUCCCAGCCCCACCCAUCCCCCAGUGGUCAUCAACGCUGCAGAUGAUGAUGAAGAUGAUGAUGACCAACUUUCUGAAGAAGGAGAAGAAAGCAAGACCCCAGUCCAACCAGCAGCCACAGAAAGCCACAAUGGGCUGAGAGUGAUUUCCACCAGGAAAUCCAAUCCCAGUGCAAAGCAAGAGGACAACUUGAAUUUCGGGAUAAAAACCUUGGAAGAGAUCAAACUGAAGAAACUCAAGGAAAAAGCCAAAAAACAAGGUGAAGGUCCUUCAGGAGUGGCUGUGGAUCCUCUCCAAGCCCGGAGCAUUCCCGUGCCGGAGAAGGAAAACGUCCGCACCGUGCUCAGGACUGUGACCCUCUCCUCUAAGGAAGGGGAGGACCCUGUGAUCCAGCUGAAUCUUCCUGACAGACUGGGCAAAAGGAAAACUGUCAUGGGUGGGAAAACUUUCCUUCCCCUGAGGAGGAACAUUGGGGAGAGGCUGGGGAGGAAAACAGAGCUGCAGGAAAACUCUGACAAGGCCCCAAAGAGAGGCACAGUUCAAGUCCUGAAGUCCCUGAAGGAGAGACUGGGGCUGCCCUCUGAGCAGAGCAGCACUGAGACAGACAAAGCUGCCAAACCCAUCGAGGAGAUCAGGGUGAAAACCCUGGAGGAAAUCCGGCUGGAAAGAGCCAACCAGAGACGAGGAGGAGAACCCCCAAAAAUGCCAGGGGAGGGCAGGAAAGCUGAAGAUCCCAAUGGGAGCCAGACCCUCCCAGCCACCCGAAUCAAACCCCUGACGGGAGCCCUGGCAGAGAAAAACCACAAAAGGUCGGGAGAGGAGAAGGAAAAAACCGAGGAAUUCUCCAGCAAAGCCAAAAGUGAGGCUGACACCAGGAAACAGAACAUUCCUGCUCCAGCUGUGGCAGGCAGAGCACAGCUGGCAGAGGCUGGGAGAGCCAAAGGGGCAGGAGAAGUUCGGAUCAAAACCUUGGAGGAGAUCAAGAGGGAGAAGGCGCUGAGGAUGCAGCAGAGCGGGGAGAACGUCCCAGUCCCUGCCCCUGCCCCGCCCGAGGCUGCCCUCAGGGGCAGGAGGCUGCUCAGGGUCACCAAGCUCCUGGCACCUGGAAGAGAAGAAAAAAUGAGUGAGCUGAACAAACCUUCCCCAAAGGGAGCUGCACCUGCUGAGAAUUCAGGCAAUCCUGGGGUGCAGGUGAAGAGCCUGGAGGAAAUCAUGUGGGAGAAACGUCAGAAACUGCAGGAGGAGAAAACCCCCAAGGGCUCUGGGGCAGCUCCAGCUGAAAACCCCGAGACAAAGCAGAGCCAGAGCCCUGAGGCUGCCCUGGGAACUGCCCUGGGAACUGCCCUGGGAACUGCCCAGCCUGGCAGGAGGAAACUGGGCAGGCUCCAGCAGGGAGCAGCAAACAGCACAGACACCAGGGGAGCUCAGGGCAGCGAGAGGAGAGGCAGAGCCAAGUCCAAGGUGUGCCUGAAGCCUCUGGAUGCCAAAGCCCCUCCCAAGCAGCCCCUGAAGAGGAAGGGCCCUGAGGGUCCCCCCCCUGCUGUGGUGGCUGUGAAGCCACUGAGUGCCACCAGUGGGGACAGCCAGGACCCCGCAGCCAAGGUUGUUCCCAGUUCUGCAGAGGCCAGCCCAGGCUCCAACCCUGGGAGAGAGAAUUCCCAGAGCAGCCCCGAGCUGCAGCCUGGGAGCCAGGGGGAUUCCCUGGCACAGUCAGAGGUGUCGGGAUCUUCCUCCUCCUCCUGCUCCUCCUCGCUGGAGGUGCCGGUGAAGCUGCGGCGCCUGAGCUCCACCGGCGCCGCCAAACCCGCCCUGUCGGUGGAGGACGACUUUGAGAAACUCAUCUGGGAGAUCUCUGGGGGAAAACUGGAAGCAGAAAUCGAUCUGGAUCCAGGGAAGGACGAGGAUGAUCUGCUGCUGGAACUGUCAGAGAUGAUUGACAGCUGAGAGGGGGAGUUUUAACAAAAAUACACAAACUGAAAACGCGGAAAAAAAAAAGACGCGACACCAAAAAAAAAAAAAACUGAAAAAGCAAAAUUCUCUCCCUCAUCCCCCACACACAAAUCCUGUAAAUGUUGUUGGGUCUGUGGAGGAGAUCCUUGCCCAGCUGGAUUGGUAGGAAUAGGCAGAGUUAUCCUGAAAUUCCCACCUGGGACAGGACAAAGCACUUGGAAUUCACUGGGGGACACAGAUCCCAUCAGAGAUCCAUCAGAGAUCCCUGAACCCAACCCUGGAGUUCCUGUGUCACCUCUGGAAUGCACAGCUGGACUCAAACCCGGGGGGAAUUCAGGAAAUCCAGGCUGGGACACGACAGCAUUUUGGGAUUUUGGACCAAGCACUGCCAGGGGGAGCCUGACUCAGCUCCAGGGGGAUUUUUCCAGCUGGAUCCAGGCGUGGGCAGCCCAAAUUUCCUCCUGGCUGCCUGCAGGAAUUUGGGCAGAGGAAAAGGAGGAUUGCUUCAAGUGCCUCUCGCUCCUGAGGAUCCCUCCCUGCUGAAGGACUGGAACAAAACCUCUCCCACCCCCCUGGGAUCAUUGAGGAGGGGAAAAGCACCUGGAAUGUUCCUCCUUGGCUGCUUCCCUCUUUUCCACCCCUUGGAGAUGGAGCUGGGUGGAAUCCCCGUGGUUUUUUUGUUGGGUUUUUUUUCUGGGAUUUGUUUUUUUUUUCCUGUAAAUAUUUUAUUCUUCCAUUUUAUAUUUGUAUGAUUGUAUUUAAGGGAUUAAAGGUAGGCUGCUCACUCUGG
Messenger RNA from Catharus ustulatus (Swainson's thrush), 4922 nucleotides. RefSeq names its product zinc finger CCCH-type containing 11A (gene ZC3H11A). NCBI's taxonomy places the organism in Eukaryota, Metazoa, Chordata, Aves, Passeriformes, Turdidae. Gene Ontology annotation, molecular function: metal ion binding. The record is from RefSeq and is a predicted model, not a curated record.